UCUCACAAGCGAAUGCGAAGCAGAGAGAGAGAGAGAGAGAGAGCCACCCUUUCUUACAACAAACAACAACUCAUUCUUCAAGGCUUCAACAACAGAACCUUUCAUAGUUUUUCACUCCUUCUCCCUGUGUCGGUGUACUCUUCUUCUGGGGGCAUUCGUUUUUUGCUUCUUCAGCUCCAACUUCAAACGCGCUUUUGGUAGAAGAAGCUUCACCGGGAUCACUGGGGUGUGUGUGAGAGAGAGGGAUUACGGAUUAGUGAGUUUUUUGUCACUAAGUUAGAGCUACGUCGUUUCAUGAUUGUGGGCUGGUAGCAGUUUGGUAUUGAGAUUGAAAGUGGUGGGGCUUUAUUUGGAUUCUGUGUUUGUUGAAGGAGCUGGGGUAGAAUUGUAGUAGCUGUUGCCUCAGAAUGCAGCAAGAUCAAAGAAAAAAGGGUUCAAUGGAGAUGGAAUUUUUCUCCGAUUAUGGUGAUGUCAGCAGGUACAAAAUUCAAGAGGUCAUUGGAAAAGGAAGCUAUGGUGUUGUUUGUUCAGCUAUUGACAGUCAUACUGGCGAAAAAGUAGCAAUUAAAAAGAUUCAUGAUAUCUUUGAGCAUGUAUCCGAUGCUGCGCGUAUUCUGCGUGAGAUAAAGUUGCUUAGACUUCUUCGACAUCCUGAUAUUGUUGAAAUUAAGCAUGUUAUGCUGCCUCCUUCUAGGAGGGACUUUAAAGAUAUUUAUGUUGUUUUUGAGCUCAUGGAGUCUGAUCUGCAUCAAGUCAUUAAAGCCAAUGAUGACCUAACAAAAGAGCACUAUCAAUUUUUUCUUUACCAGUUACUUCGAGCAUUGAAGUAUAUUCACACUGCAAGUGUCUAUCACCGAGACUUGAAGCCAAAGAAUAUACUGGCCAAUGCAAACUGUAAACUUAAAAUAUGUGAUUUUGGGUUAGCUAGAGUUGCUUUCAAUGACACACCAACAACUGUAUUUUGGACGGAUUAUGUUGCUACAAGGUGGUAUAGAGCACCAGAACUCUGUGGAUCAUUUUACUCAAGGUAUACUCCAGCAAUUGACAUUUGGAGUAUAGGUUGCAUAUUUGCUGAAGUAUUAAUAGGAAAGCCUCUUUUCCCUGGAAAAAAUGUUGUCCAUCAGUUGGAUCUGAUGACAGAUUUGCUUGGCACUCCCUCGCUGGAUGCUAUAUCCAAGGUACGCAAUGAUAAGGCACGGAGAUACCUGACUAGUAUGAGGAAAAAACAACCUAUACCAUUUGCACAAAAGUUUCCUAAUGCUGAUCCUUUAGCACUACAACUACUGGAAAGGUUGCUUGCCUUUGAUCCAAAAGACCGGCCUACUGCUGAAGAGGCAUUAGCUGAUCCUUACUUCAAGGGACUUUCAAAGAUUGAGAGGGAACCAUCUUGCCAGCCUAUUACAAAAAUGGAGUUUGAAUUUGAAAGAAGAAGAGUCACAAAGGAAGAAAUUGGAGAGUUAAUUUUCCGUGAGAUUCUAGAGUAUCAUCCUCAACUAUUGAAAGACUACAUAAAUGGAACAGAGAGAACUAAUUUUCUUUACCCAAGUGCUGUUGAUCAAUUCAAACAGCAGUUUGCUCAUCUCGAGGAAGACAGUGGUAAAUGUUGUCCAAUUAUGCCACUUGAAAGAAAGCAUGUAUCACUGCCCAGGUCAACAAUUGUACAUUCAAAUAUGGUACCCUUGAAAGAGCAAUCAAACAUUGCUUCCUGCAUAAACCGGCAAACAGCUGAGGAAUAUAAUAAGAAUUCCAGGGAUACAGAAAAUCCUGCGCCAAGUUACAUUCAGGGUCUGCAAAAAUUUCCACAAGCAAAACCUGGAAAAGUUGUUGGGCCAGUGAUUCCAUACGAAUAUGCAAGUGUUGUCAAGGGUACAUAUGAUCCAAGGACAUUUAUGAGAGGUUCUGUGCUUCCUUCUCAACCUAUCCCCCCUACGAAUCACUAUCAAAGAUCAACCUCUGGAAAACAAGAAAGGUCAGCAACAGAAGCUGACAAGGGUGUGUCUUUACAAUCAAAACUUGCUAAGCAAUGUGGUGUGAAUGUCAAAAUAGCACCAGAGAUAGCUAUAAAUAUUGACACCAACCCUUUUUUCAUGACACGAGCAGGAAUCAACAAGAUAGAGCAGGAUGACCGAAUAGCCAUAGAGACAAAGUUGCUGCAGUCAAAGGCUCAUCAAUAUGGUGGGAUUAGUACCACUGCUCAUAGAAAGGUUGGACCUGUUCAGUAUGGUAUGACAAGGUUGUUGUAGAAGAAUGUUGUCUUGUGAAUAGUUUGGCCAGGUGGAGCGUUCCUUGUGGAGAAUAAGAAAAAGGUUCUUCAUAGUGGAGAAGUAGUCGUCUCUGGUGGUGCUUUGUGUAAGAUGAUGACAUGAGUUAGUGCUUCCACAGAUAGAGCUAGCUUUCUCUGGUCAAACCUUGUAAACAUUGGUUUCAGUUAUCAAUAAACUGUACAACCGAAUUUGAGUCCUAUCUUUGUAAUUCAAUCCACACAUUCCUUUCCUCGGGAUUUUUUUAUUUUAUUUUAUAAAUUUCCUGCAA
Glycine soja is the source of this 2532-nucleotide messenger RNA. RefSeq names its product mitogen-activated protein kinase 10-like. Gene Ontology annotation, molecular function: MAP kinase activity; ATP binding. NCBI's taxonomy places the organism in Eukaryota, Viridiplantae, Streptophyta, Magnoliopsida, Fabales, Fabaceae. Gene Ontology annotation, biological process: intracellular signal transduction; protein phosphorylation. The record is from RefSeq and is a predicted model, not a curated record. The transcript has 11 exons. Bases 408 to 2243 code for a protein of 611 amino acids. Gene Ontology annotation, cellular component: cytoplasm; nucleus.